Molecule: messenger RNA, 1653 nt
Organism: Cladocopium goreaui
Lineage: Eukaryota; Dinophyceae; Suessiales; Symbiodiniaceae
Source: the annotation of a GenBank genome assembly
AUGGGGGCUCAUGACAAACUUGUGAUGGGCGAAAAACUGCACAGCCAUAGGAUUGGUGACGGCACCGGAACCACUGGCAAUGGCAUAGACCUGUCAGGUAUCAAAUGUUCCAUCUCUCCAUGGACAUAUUUCAAAGGCGCCAUCGCUCACUGCAUGGUUUGGGGCGGGUUACAACUUGGCGCCCUGAGUCCAGUUGUUACCCUGGCCACCUACCAGCUGUUGGGUCCUCGUUGUGCUGUGCUGUUUUUGGCAUUUGCCAUCCUUAGCGUCUUAGCACCGUCACGUCACUCCCCAGCCUUCUGCCGCUUCUACUUGGGAAGUGCAGCAUGUGUUGGUGGCUCGACAGUGUGGGUUCCAGACAAAAUUUUGCAGCUACUCCAAGGCAGAGGAUAUUUGGUGUGCUUCCAUCCGCAUGGCAUUCUACCGCUGGGAUUCAGCUUCAACGGGGCGCUGAGGGUGAAGGCUGAAGCACCAGAACAAUUUCUGCCCGCAUCCUUCAACUUUCCCAAGGAUUGCAACGGCGUCCAAGCUCCCGUGCUGUGGCGUGUGCCGUUCUUUGCUCCAGCUCUUCGCAUGUGGGACGCGUGCACACCUGCGACAAAAGGAAACAUGAAGAAGCUCUUGGCUGCCAAGGCUGCCUUUGGCAUCAUCCCUGGUGGCAGCGAGGAUGUAGCUAUCCAUGAGCAUGGCAAAGAGAAUGUGUACAUCAACUCCCGCUAUGGUUUUAUCAAAUAUGCUCUUCAGCAUGGCUACUCCCUGAUUUUGGCCUACACCUUUGGUGAAAAUGAUCAAUUCUAUAGCUUGUCAUGCUUAAGACCCUUGAACCUUUGGCUGGUGAAGCGUUUUGGCUUCGUGCUGCCAAUCUUUUGGGGCAAGACCUUCUUUCCACUACUGCCGAGAGGUGGUGGUUUGAACACCAUCUAUGGCAGGGUUAUCCACCUUCCAACUAUCCACGAUCCAACUUUUGAAGACCUCGUGAAAUGGCAUGCUUUGUAUGUAGAAGAGUUGAAAUCCAUGUUUGACGAAUACAAAGUGAAAUUUGGCUUUGGCGACAGAGCCGGGCUGGUGGUGAGUCCUGGAGGUGCCAUGCGCUGCGGUGAUGAAGUGUUUGGUGUGGCUGAGGGUGCUCUUCGGUCUUUCAUUGAAAGUUCUCGUUGGUUUGCGGCUCUCAUUCCGCGUGGCCUGAGUGGCGUCGAGAUGUCGUCCUUGCCCACCGUCAGCUUGACUUUGGCCGCGGCCAUGGAUUUUGGCCGCGUGGUCCAUGGUGAUGUGGUGGUCAUCCAAGCGGGCGCAGGUGGCACCGGCUGUGCGGCCUUGGCCGCUCUACGUCGCUGCGGUGCUCUACCUAUGGCGACGGCCAAGAAGCAAUGCUUUCUUCGGGUUCGCUGUGGUGUUCAAAACGUGUCAAGUACGCGCAGCGGACAGACGUUCCUGCUGGACUUCUUCGAGAAUUUGCCCCCGAGAUGUCUUGGGGCCAGCUUCAUGGUGAACAGUUUGACCCACGACGAUUUCAUCCCAAGAGGACUCUCCAUUUUGGCACCAGGAGGGCGUGCUGUGGAACUGGGGAAGUUGCGAGUCUGGUCAGUACAAGCUGUGAAUAGAUUUCGCGAAGACAUUUUGUAUGCCACCAUGCUCCUUGGCAGAUGUCACUAG